Messenger RNA from Dovyalis caffra, 1569 nucleotides. The record is from the annotation of a GenBank genome assembly. NCBI's taxonomy places the organism in Eukaryota, Viridiplantae, Streptophyta, Magnoliopsida, Malpighiales, Salicaceae.
AUGGAACCAGCUGUAUUUGGCACACAGAAUGUACUAAAUGCAUGUUUGAAGGCGAAAGUGAAAAGGGUUGUGGUUGUAUCAACUUGUGGAGCUGUUUUAUGCAACCCAACUUGGCCAAAAGAUCGGGCCAUGAAUGAAGAUUGUUGGUCUGACAAGGAAUUCUGCAAGUCAAUUGGGAAUUACUACUGCCUUGCCAAGACAACAGCAGAGACUGAAGCUCUGGAGUAUGCAAGGAUAACUGAACUUGAUAUGGUAACAGUUUGUCCAUCCAUUGUUAUUGGACCAAUGCUACAGUCUACCCUAAAUGCCAAUGGACAUGAAUCUUUGGAAGACAGAGAUCGCCCCUUUGUAGAUGUACGCGAUUUGGCAGAAGCACUUCUGCUGGCAUAUGAAAAACCAGAAGCAAAAGGAAGAUACAUAUGCACAUCAUAUUCGAUCAGAACUCAUGCAUUAGUGGACAACUUGAAGAGCAUAUGUCCUAACUACAACUACCCCAAAGGUUUCAUUGAAGUAGAAGAAGACAUAAAGCUGAGUUCAAGGAAGUUGCAGAAUUUGGGAUGGAAGUACAGGUCCAUAGAAGAGACUAUUGCCGAUACUGUCAGGAAUUAUCAAGAGAGUGGCCUCCUGAGUGCAGGAGGGUUCUUGGCAUCAUGGCUAGUAAAGUUUCUUCUUUCAGAGGGCUAUACGGUGCAUGGAACUGUGAGAGACCCAAGUGAUGAUAAGAACGCACAUCUGAUGAAGUUGGAAAACGCUACAGAGAAUCUGAAACUAUUCAAGGCAGAUUUGCUAGAUUAUGAAGGUCUAUAUGUUGCAAUCACAGGAUGUUCCGGGGUUUUUCACGUUGCUUGCCCACUUCCUUCAGAUCCUGCCAGCAAUAUUAAUCCCAAGCAAGAAUUGCUGGAAGCAGCUGUCACCGGCACAAGGAAUGUACUGAAUGCUUGCUCCCAGACCAAAGUGAAGAAAGUUAUUGCUGUGUCAUCUAUAGCUGCUGUUAUGCUAAACCCAAAUUGGCCGAAGGAUCAAGUGAUGAACGAGGAGUCUUGGUCUGACUUGGAAUUUUGUGAGGCAAAUAAGCAAUGGUAUUUUCUUGCCAAGACAAUAGCAGAAAAAGAAGCUUUGGAAUAUGCAAAGAGGAAUGAACUAAACGUUGUGACUCUCUGCCCCUCCAUAAUCAUAGGGCCCUUGUUGCAGUCAACCAUGAAUAGCAGUGGCUUAUACCUCCUAAGCUUCUUAAAAGGUGGAUGGGAAACAGCAGACAGUGGAACCCGUGCUUUUGUAGAUGUUCGCGAUACAGCUGAAGCACUCUUGCUGACUUACGAGAAGCAUGAAGCUGAGGGAAGAUAUAUAUGUUCAUCACAUGAUAUUACAACUCAGGAUUUGGUGGAAAAGUUGAAGGCAAUGUAUCCCCAUUACAACUACCCUAAGAGUUUUGCUGGAGGGAUGCCAUCAAUGGAGUUGAGUUCAGAGAAAUUGCUGAAUUUAGGGUGGAAAUACAGGUCAUUGGAGGAGACACUUGUUGAUGCUAUCAAGAACUAUGAAGAGAGAGGCUCCCUGAUAAAAAACGACUAG